Phymastichus coffea is the source of this 802-nucleotide messenger RNA. Its product is annotated as kinesin-like protein KIF26B. Bases 152 to 406 code for a protein of 84 amino acids. Lineage: Eukaryota; Metazoa; Arthropoda; Insecta; Hymenoptera; Eulophidae. The transcript is spliced from 3 exons. The record is from RefSeq and is a predicted model, not a curated record.
ACGUUCUCGCGUCGUCGAAGCGCGUGCCGCACCAAUAGAGCUACCUUUCUGCCUGACCCCCGUUGAUCGUCGUGCGCGGCAAUCCGGUGAUAUAUUGCACGCACGUGGACACAUACAGGCAUGGCGAUGCUGCCGGACACGUCACUUGUUGAUGGCUCUCGUGCCUCCCGUGCUCCUUGCGCCAGCCGCGAGGACAUGCAAGGCGGCGCAGAAGCUCAACUUGUCCAGUCCCCACCGACGGCGGCGUUCCAGUGAUGAGAGCUCCGCCAAUGCUCCUGACGCUUCAGAACUGGUCGUCCAACCGAACGGUUAUGCAGCGAGACUGCUCAAGUCACCUCCGCCGGCGCCUCCGGCACUCGUCCGCAGAAUAGGCUCCAAGGAGCUCUCCGGAGUUGGAAAGCGGUAGAAACGUAAGCUUGCAAAAGUGAUCUACUCGACGAUACAGGCUGGGAGCAAAGUCAAUACAUGCAGUAGCGAACGAAGACACCGGACAUUUUUAUAGGCUCUUAUGGCUGCGCGUAUUGGCUAUUCUCUUUUCCUUUUUUUCUUCUCCUUAUAUUGGCAGUGUGUAUGCGUGUACUCUUAUUGCGCCAUCGCUGCCCUCCCUACAUAUACAGCCCUUUCUCUGUCGUUUCCUCUCAUACACCUCUAAGCUUUCUUACCGCUACGCCAGUAGCUUCUUUCAUUGUAGUCACAUUUUUUCUGCUCUUCAAUUAUCUUUUUCCUUGUUUUUAUUAGAAACAUUAAUUUUCAUUAUUGCGCAUGACAUUGCCAAAAAAUCAUCUGCUGUAAACCAUUUUUC